Messenger RNA from Penaeus monodon (black tiger shrimp), 733 nucleotides. RefSeq lists its product as uncharacterized. The record is from RefSeq and is a predicted model, not a curated record. NCBI's taxonomy places the organism in Eukaryota, Metazoa, Arthropoda, Malacostraca, Decapoda, Penaeidae.
CAAGCACGGUCAGAUUUUUUUUUUUUUUUUUUUUUUUUUUUAUGAAGGGCGAUGUGCCAGCCUCGCCCAGUAUUCCAUGAUCUGUGUAAUUGUAUGGUUCACGUUGGUCAGCAACUCAUUCUCUUGGAUUCUUUGCUAUUUCAUGAUACAGUAUCGUAAUGAAAAUGUCAUCUGAUCAGAAGACAAUCUUUGUCAUAUUUAUCAUGAUUUUACCCGUUAUUUUAUUCCGAUCACAAUAUAUUUCUUCUUUUGAUGUUACAGACCGGCAUCCUGGUGGAGGUGGUGGAGGUGUACACAGCGUCGCCAGCUCCCUUGCUCUCCAACAUGGUGGUUGAUUGCAGCCCUACCGACAACAUCAGGUUUCUUUAGAAUUGGAAGGAAUUCGAAACAAUGCAACAGGACUGGGUGAACAGCAGAUGAUGGAUGUAAUAGAUGAAGUGGUUACAUCUGGGCUGCGGAAUUCUGUGUAUGAUGUCAACUUCCAAUCUGUGCUGACUUUCCCAAGAUUCCGCCGGGCAAGGCAAGCACCCGACCGCAUCAUCCCAGUUGGCUACGAUUCUAUGCCUUUCACAACAGAUUGCUCUUACAACUAGUGAGGAACAGCUUAUUCAGAGAAACCUAAAUAAGUAUCCCUCACUUGAAAAGGAAAUGACUGAAUGCCAUAAGUCAUGGGAAGAAAACUAUGUACCUGCUGCAGAAAUUCCUGAGGAGGAAGAGGAGGUGCAGGAGACAG